Molecule: messenger RNA, 291 nt
Organism: Dibothriocephalus latus
Lineage: Eukaryota; Metazoa; Platyhelminthes; Cestoda; Diphyllobothriidea; Diphyllobothriidae
Source: the annotation of a GenBank genome assembly
AUGUGUGAUCAAAACCAUGGGAGGAGAAUUUGGGGCAAGGCGGAGCGUAGAGUCAAUCUAGACAAUGAAACGUACAUGAGUAAAAUUUGCGAGCUCCUGCGGUGCCUUCGGGAGCGGAUCACGCUGGAGGACAUUACUGUGCUGUGGAAAUGCCAGGAAGGCCAGAGCGCUGCCGCGGUGACCAAUAUCCUUCAACUGCUUGCCGAUGUCGGCGCAAAUUGCUUCAAUCAGUCCCAACUCGACCACCUCUUCAACCUCAUUCGUGGGGUAAUUUAUUCCGUUUUGUUUUGA